Cephus cinctus (wheat stem sawfly) is the source of this 2796-nucleotide messenger RNA. Its product is annotated as DNA mismatch repair protein MutL. Gene Ontology annotation, molecular function: ATP binding; ATP-dependent DNA damage sensor activity; ATP hydrolysis activity. Gene Ontology annotation, biological process: mismatch repair. Lineage: Eukaryota; Metazoa; Arthropoda; Insecta; Hymenoptera; Cephidae. The transcript has 7 exons. The record is from RefSeq and is a predicted model, not a curated record. Gene Ontology annotation, cellular component: mismatch repair complex. Bases 778 to 2634 code for a protein of 618 amino acids.
AUUGCAUCAUUGAUAGUGCGUGCUCUUAUCUAAUUUCCAAAUAUUGAAAAUUCUAUUUAUCGAAUUAUACAUAUAUUCAUAAUGUUAAACAAUACUUUAUAUCUGAGGUUCGGAUUAUCGGUGCGAUGUAUAAACAAAUUGAUUGAACAUUCCAUUGACAAGGGUGCUGAUAGGAUAUAUAUUAAGUUUGUUUCUGCAUUAAAUCGCAUUCAAAUAAUCGAUGACAGUUCUGGCAUUCCUGUAGAAGUCUUAAGAAAUGUUGGAGAAUCAUUUCAUACAAAUUAUUUUUCAAAUGAAAACGAUUAUAACUAUAAUAAUCUGUUGUAUAAAAUUCGAAAUUCAUCGAAUUAUUUAUUUAUAUGGAGCAAAUAUUCAGGAGAAUCUUAUGUGAAGAUAUUUUCCAAAGAUGAAGCUCCUCAGCUAAUAAAUUUUUAUUCACGAGAGCUAGACGGUACAACAGUGACAGUCUACGGGCUUGUAAGAAUAGAUGAAAUGAAUGCGGAUAUAAAUGCAAUACAAUAUUUAGUUGCUUUAUACGCCAAAUUAUUUAAACAUGUUACUUUCAGACUUAUGGUUGAUACAGAAGAGCGAAUUAUUGAUUUAUUCAUUCCAACGAGAGUUUUAAUCAAACUUCUUAAAAUCAUUUUAGCGAGAGAAUAUCCAUUCUGCGACGUAUGUCGCUCACUGGAUGAUACUUUCUGACUAAGAAUCCGUAUCUAUAUAGGAAUAAAAUAUUUUCGUUAUAUAUUUGUGAAUGGGAUUUACGUGCAUUGUCCAAUGAUACAGAAUUUAAUAUUAAAAACGUUGAACGAAAAUUUUCAUGACACUAAACUCGAUUUGAAAAGGAACAAAGUUUCGAAUUUGUCAUUUAUACUAUACAUCAACUGUGUACAGACGGAAUACAAACUUAUUACGGAAAAUAAUAUGACAUGGAUAAACUUUAAUAAACUGAAAGUGAUCCGGGAAGUUAUGAAAGAAGCCAUUAGAAAAAAUGUUAUACACAAUUUUAAAGCAUUGCCUCUGCAAUUACCAAAGGAUAGAAUAACAAACAGAGAUUUAUUUGAUGUGUCAGCACAUAAAGAUAUAUCCUUGUCGCGAACAAGCGAAGCACAAUAUUUGCUUAAGCUGGAUAAUCCUUUGUCAGAUGAAACCAUGCCAUACAGCAUCAAAGGCUUACAGAAGUUUAGAGGAAAGUAUCGUAAGUUGAUGUUGAAAUACAUACGUCAAACUUUGCAGAAGAAGGAUUCAAUUCGAUCUGAACGAUUAAUUAAAAUUAAGCCACCAGAAAAUAUAACCUCAAUAAAAACUGCAAAUUAUAUUCGUCAUUUACGAAAGUAUAAUAAUACAAGAGAAGUGAAAGGAAUUAACAAAUUCACCAGCGUACUUCGAAAGAUGAUAAGAAGAGAUAUGCUUUUAAUGAGGAAACGACUGUUCAAUAUGAAACUAGGAAGAUCGAGACUUCAAAGGAAUACGUAUAAAAGUACAAUGGAAAUACGCUCACAUAAUACGUUCCAUGCAUUAUUUCAAAAUAACGAAUUAUCCGACAAGAAGAAUAUUACUUCUAACGUGAAUAUUAUGAUAAAUUUAAAUGAUUCGAAUAAAAUGCAUAAUGCCAAAGAAACAAUAAUUCAUGUGAAUCAAGUAGAAACAGAUACCUUGUAUUGCGGUUCUGAAUGGUCUGACUGGUCUUAUCACAGCAAGGAACCAAAAGUUAAUGGCAAAGAAUCAUAUGAUAAACAUUUGAAUAAAUAUGAAAAUCGUAAACACUAUGAUUUUCUUCCUCGGAACUUAAAUAAUCUUUUACUCUAUGGCUCAAAGAGAUUAUUAUAUAAAACAAACAUCGAAACUUACGUCAAGAGAAAUAUCCUAGAGUCUGCUUCAUAUGGUAUGGGUCGGCGGCAGGAUUUAGAUGUACGACAUUGUACAAUUGAUACAGCCAUUCGUGAAUUCACACUGAAAAGAAAAUCUGUGACAUUGUUAGAAGCGAUCGGCCAGAUAAAUCUUGAAUUCAUAGCCGCGUUGACCGUUCAGGACGACAAGGAAUUGUUGAUACUUAUUGAUCAGCACGCAAUGGACGAAAGAAUUCGUUAUGAAAGUAUUUUACGAAAAAACGUCUUCGUGUCUGUUGACUUACUGAAACCAAUCACUGUGGAGAUCAUGAAGCCUCAUAUUUGUCAAAUCCUAUUAGAUAAUCCUAACUUAUUGAAACAAUUUGGCAUACGUUUGCAAGCAGGGGAUAAUUAUUCUUUAAGAGUAAUUAGCAUACCAAAGUGCUUUGCCAAAAGAAUAUACAAUGAAAAUGAUACGAAAGUACUUAUGCCAGUGCGAAAUUUAUUAUUGGAAUUAGCUGAAAAUUUAAUAACAGCUAAUACAGUCAGCAUUGUACCUUUAACCAUCCGUCAAGCUGUAGCAACUGAAGCUUGUCAUGGUGCUGUUAAAUUUGGUGAUCCAUUAACAUUAGAACAGUGUAAAACUCUUGUGGAAUCUUUGAAAGAUACUUGUGCUCCAAAUCGCUGUGCACAUGGACGACCAUCAUUGAUACCAUUGCUGAUACUUUCAGAUUUUACAAGACAGCAACCAAAGCAGCUACUGGGGAAACUGAACUUUGCAUCAUUGACGAGGACGAGGAAGUAGAUGACCCCUGGGGAAGCUGACAAAAUCGUAUUAUAAGACGUCAAUGAAUAUAAGACGGAAAUCAAAAUUUAUUUAUAUUUUUUUACAUUCAUCGUUAUUUACAUGAGAUAAUUGUUACAAUUACGUUAAACUAUAAACAAAAGUAUUGUGAUCUUAAUUUAA